UUUUGUCUCCGGCUGCUCUUCUCGCUCAUCUCGCUAAAAAAUAAUUCGCAUUUUCACAAAUUGGUUUGAAAAUUGAAAAUUGACAAAAUUUAAUGCGCGUUCAUGGGGCGGAGGCGGAGCUGAUCAAAAUUAAAGUAAAAGAGCUGAAAGUGACGGAUGAGCCGGAAAUCUAGUUUCAAUACAUGAAAUUCCAUCUCUCUCUCCUGUCCUACCGAUGUUGAUACGAUGGUAAUCAUACAAGAACAAGAAACCCGUCAUUGGAUGAGUUUGAUAUACAAGUUUCUCUCAAAAUUUGCCUGGCUGGCUGACAGUUUUGUUUUGGACUUUUACGAGAAAAGUCACUGGAAUAUGUUACCUCUGUCUUGCCAAGAUUUUUUACCAACCUUGAAAUCUCACGAUUUAGCAGAUUUACUGGAUUUCAACAGUAUUUCGAAUAAACAUGGAUGGGAAGCCUCGCUUAAAAGAAAGCAAAUUCCUCCCCUUAAUUUACUCGCGUUGAGAUCUACAGUAAAGCUGCUCUCAUUAAACAGACGACUUGUUAUCGAUGGGCAGAAUGACGAGAAGAGUGACGAUUACGUCGAUGAAUUCAAAACUCUCUUUAGUCGACAUGUGAAACCGAAAAAGCGUCAUGAAAUCAUCUCCUUUUGCUCAGUCGUUUCCAAAAUGUGCAACUCAUCUUCCACCUCGCACAUUUUCGACGUGGGGUCAGGAUUAGGUCAUCUCUCGAGAUAUUUGAGCUACGGCUGCUCUCUGAAUUUAACAUGUAUCGAUUGUGUCAAUAAAUUCGGAGAAUCUGCAACAAAAUUCGAUUCAGAGUUGGAAUCAUUUCUCACCAAGAGGAAAGCAGGAUCGCAUAGCAGACCACCGAUCCAUAUAUGUGCCCGAUUAGAGCUGAAUAAACAUGAGAAAGAGUUACAACUUCAAGACGAGAAUUUUGGCAUUGUGGGUCUCCACUCUUGUGGCAACUUGGGUCCUGUGAUAAUUCACAAUUAUGUAAAUUCUCCAGCCAAGUUUGCCCUCUCGGUGGGAUGCUGUUGGCAAAAAAUGGAUGGGAAUGGGUUUCCACUGAGUAAAUACGGGACGGAGAAGGAAUUUAGAUUAAGCUAUGAAGCCUUGGAGGUUGCAUGCCAUGCCAUUGAACAGUAUUGCGAAAGACUGAGGGGUGACCAUGUGGGGAAAUUGAUGAUUCAUGCUUAUCGCGCCGCAUUGGAAACCAUACUUGUUCAGAAGUUUGGAAUUCAGAGGGCUGGAUUGAAAGGGGUUAAACAUGCGGAAAGAAUAUCAUUUUGCGAAUAUGCUCAUCAAGCCGUGAAAAAUUUGGAUAUUAACUUAUCAGACGAUAGCCUUAAGACUGAAGAAAUUGAUAAAAUGCUUAAAGACUGGUUUAAGGUAGUCUUAUUUUUCUCAUUGAGACAACUCGUGGCGAAUGUUGUCGAAACGCUGGUGAUUUUGGAUAGGUCUCUUUUCAUAAAAGAAAACCUUCCCGACGCUCAUGUCCAAAUUGUAGCGUUAUUCGAUCCAGAAAUUAGCCCAAGAAAUCUUGCAAUUAUAAGUGAAAGGUGAUGAAAGUUUCCGGAAUAAUUAAUUCGUUUACAAGAAUAACAAUUUUAUUAAUUUUUCUAAAUGCUAUUUAAUCGUCAAAUCGUAUAAACAUUACUUGUUCUCUGGUUAAAAUUGUUUAAAAAGUCGAAGACGUUGAAUCAAUAAAAAUCUCACUGCGUACAUAGCAC
Messenger RNA from Folsomia candida, 1730 nucleotides. Its product is annotated as protein RRNAD1. The transcript is spliced from 9 exons. Lineage: Eukaryota; Metazoa; Arthropoda; Collembola; Entomobryomorpha; Isotomidae. The record is from RefSeq and is a predicted model, not a curated record. Bases 226 to 1563 code for a protein of 445 amino acids.